GCGUGCGGUACGGCUACAAAGUUUAGUCUUGAAAAAAAAAGAAAUAAUUUAAAGUGUUUUACGAAAUAAAAUUUUACUAAAGAAAUAAAAUAAAUUUGAAAAUAAAGUGUUUAAAUAAAUAAACAAAAUUAUUUUAAAAAGAUCUAAGUAAAUAGAAUUUUUAAACAAUAAUGGUGAAUUUUUGGAAUGCUUUAACACGCCGUAAAACUGAUGAUGUUGUUGAAUCGGAAUCAAAAUUAGCUCGAGUUCUUAAUGUUUUCGAUCUAACAGCUUUGGGAGUGGGCAGUACAUUGGGUCUUGGGGUUUAUGUUUUGGCUGGUUCGGUGGCCUUUAAUAUUGCUGGUCCAGCAGUAACACUUUCAUUUUUGAUAGCAGCUGUAGCCUCAGCAUUUGCUGGUAUUUGUUAUGCUGAAUUUGCUGCAAGAGUACCUAAAGCCGGCAGUGCUUAUGUUUAUAGUUAUGUGACAAUUGGAGAAUUUGUGGCCUUUACUAUCGGCUGGAAUAUGAUAUUGGAAUAUAUUAUAGGUACCGCCUCGGUGGCUCGUGGUUUUAGUGGUUACUUUGAUUCAUUGAUUGAUAGAAAUAUGUCGAAAGCUUUAGCAGAAGCAGUACCCAUUAAUGUUGGUUUCUUAGGAGACUAUCCUGAUUUUUUGGCUUUUGGUUUGAUAUUGAUAUUAACGGGUUUAUUGGCAUUUGGUGUUAAGGAGUCAAGUUUUCUUAAUAACAUUUUUACAACAGUUAAUAUGUUGACCAUUUUAAUUGUGAUUAUAGCUGGAAGUAUUUAUGCUGAUAGUUCUAACUGGUCUAUACCCCAGGACAAAGUACCAGAAGGCUUUGGUACGGGUGGCUUUAUGCCUUUCGGUGUGGCUGGUGUUAUGGCAGGAGCUGCCAAGUGCUUUUUCGGUUUUGUAGGCUUUGAUGGUAUAGCUACUACCGGCGAAGAAGCCAUUAAUCCCAAACGUAACAUUCCUUUGGCCAUUAUUAUUUCCCUCAUUAUUGUUUUCUUGGCUUACUUUGGUGUUUCUACGGUUUUAACUCUAAUGGUGCCCUAUUUUGAACAAGAUCGUAAUGCUCCCUUCCCGGCUGCCUUUGAUGCUGUUGACUUAAUCUCUGUUAAAUGGAUUGUUACUGGAGGUGCUAUUUUUGCCUUGUGCACUUGUUUGUUGGGUGCCAUGUUCCCCUUGCCUCGUGUUUUGUAUGCUAUGGGUAGUGAUGGCAUUCUCUUCAAGAAGUUAUCCAAUGUCAACGAUUACACCAAAACUCCUUUAAUAGCCACUAUUAUAUCUGGUUUAUUUGCUGCUACUAUGGCCUUGAUAUUCGAUUUGGAUCAAUUGAUUGAUAUGAUGUCUAUUGGUACUCUCAUGGCCUAUAGUAUUGUGGCCAUUUGUGUACUAGUUUUACGUUAUGAGGAUGAGGGCAUGUCAACGGAUGUAACUCUUAAUUUACCCACUAUUAUUAAACAACUUUUCAAUGGUAAUUCCUUUAGAGAACCCAAUUGUUUAAGUUCUGCCAUAACAAAAAUUGGUGUUGUGGUCUUUGGUUUGAUUUGUAUUCUAUGGUGCAGUUUGGAUAAACUCUAUACAUUUGGCUCUACCAAUAGUAUAAUUGCCUUAAGCGUUUUAGGCCUUGUAUUAAUAGUGAUUUUAAUAAUAAUUGCCUGUCAACCAGUCUCCAUGGUAGAGUUGACAUUUAAAGUGCCACUAGUACCGCUAAUUCCCUGCAUGAGUGUUUUUGCUAAUCUCUAUCUGAUGUUCCAAUUGGACAUUAAUACUUGGAUUAGAUUUCUCAUAUGGCUGGGCAUUGGUUAUAUCAUAUAUUUUGUUUAUGGCAUACGACACUCUACACAGAUCACCAGAAACAAAAAUCAUGCUGAGGCUGCCAAGAAGGUGCAAUUUACAAAUAUGGCCUUCGAACCUGACUGGAAAUUAGAGAAUGGUAAAGUUGAAAGUGCAAAAUUAUAAGCACAACAUGAGCAGUGUCUAGGAAAGGCAUUCUUCUCUGGCUAAAUACUCUCAUUCUCUCAGUUAUAAACAUGUACAUAGAAUUUAAUUAAUUAAGUUUCUACAUUAAGUUAAACUUAAGUUAAACAUAGUUUUGAUAAUGUUUUUUUUUACAAAAAAUUAAUAGUAUUAAACCUUUAAGUAUUAAGAAAUAUUUGCACAAAUUUAGAAUUAGUCAGUGGCAAUGUUGUGUUCCAAAAUUUGCUUCAACUUUGAAAAAUUUUUACAGACAUUUUCUAUUAAAAGAAUGGGGAACAUUUUCUAUAGAAAUGUUUUCUCUGUAAAGUUUUCUUAAUUUUGUCCAUCUUUCUAAAAAGUUUUCUCUUAAAUUUCAACAAGUUUUCUCUCUAAUUUGAGGAAUUUUUUUAUUAAAUGUUUACUCUAAUUUGAGCAAAUUUUC
Lucilia cuprina (Australian sheep blowfly) is the source of this 2400-nucleotide messenger RNA. RefSeq names its product high affinity cationic amino acid transporter 1-like. Lineage: Eukaryota; Metazoa; Arthropoda; Insecta; Diptera; Calliphoridae. The transcript is spliced from 4 exons. Gene Ontology annotation, biological process: transmembrane transport; amino acid transport. The record is from RefSeq and is a predicted model, not a curated record. Gene Ontology annotation, cellular component: plasma membrane. Gene Ontology annotation, molecular function: amino acid transmembrane transporter activity. Bases 171 to 1961 code for a protein of 596 amino acids.